Messenger RNA from Cebus imitator (Panamanian white-faced capuchin), 3124 nucleotides. Its product is annotated as rab GTPase-binding effector protein 1-like. Gene Ontology annotation, biological process: Golgi to plasma membrane transport; endocytosis. Lineage: Eukaryota; Metazoa; Chordata; Mammalia; Primates; Cebidae. Gene Ontology annotation, molecular function: GTPase activator activity. The record is from RefSeq and is a predicted model, not a curated record. The transcript has 5 exons. Gene Ontology annotation, cellular component: endocytic vesicle; endosome. The annotation marks the transcript as partial.
GACAUCAUUAAUGUGCGGACAUUAAAAGAAAAUCUUGAAGAAACUCUGCAGCUAGAAAUAGAAAACUGCAAGGAGGAAAUAGCUUCCAUUUCUAGCUUAAAAGCUGAAUUAGAAAGAAUAAAGGUAGAAAAAGGACAGUUGGAGUCCACAUUAAGAGAGAAGUCUCAACAGCUUGAGAGUCUUCAGGAAAUAAAGAUCGGUUUGGAAGAACAGUUAAAGAAAGAGACUGCUGCUAAGGCCACCGUUGAACAACUAAUGUUUGAAGAGAAGAACAAAGCUCAGAGAUUACAGACAGAAUUAGAUGUCAGUGAGCAAGUCCAGAGAGAUUUUGUAAAGCUUUCACAGACCCUUCAGGUGCAGUUAGAGCGGAUCCGGCAAGCGGACUCCUUGGAGAGAAUUCGGGCGAUUCUGAAUGAUACUAAACUGACGGACAUUAACCAGCUCCCCGAGACAUGACACCCUGAUGGCAGGAUUCUAGCCUGCACUUUGGGUUUUUAACUCAUCUUUAGAGCAACAUUAAUUGUUAUUUAACUCUUACCUGAAGAAAGAGAAGUCACAACAAAAGGAAGACUGGAGAAAUGCUUACUUCUAGAGGGAGAAGACUGUGCAGCACAGGAAACAGCAGCAGUGGGGCGAUCUGCAGCCAGGAUACCUUCAAAUGGGAACACUAAUGAGAUUCCAGGCUUGAUUCCAACAGGCGUGGGAUCAGAUUUGGUGAUGGAAAAAGUGCUGUUUCCUUGCCUGCUUUCUCCCAUAGAUUUUUGGAACACAUUUCCCUACCCUAAAGCGACAUCCCAGUAGUGUUUGGAAUUUUCUGUUCAUAGAUAUUGGAAGAGAGAAUUUGCUUUACCUGUUGUCUAGAGCUCAUCAGUAACAGCAUUCAGUUAGCAGACAGAGGUGUGUAGUAUGCUGUAUGAAUAUUUUAUAUUAAAAUAUGAAGGUUUGGAGCAGGCCAUUGGCUACUGACUAUAUUUCCCUUGCUCAGUACAUUUUUGUUUUCCUUUUACCAUUUUAUCUUGUUUUGGAGGACCUUAAAUGCUACUGAAACUUACCUGAGAACCAUAGGACUGUGGCAGACAAAACAAUUCAGGAAGUGAAUUAAUUAUGAGGAUCUGAAAACUUGGUUGGGGCCAUAUAUAUAUAUAUAUAUAUAUAUAUAUAUAUAUAUAUGUGAACGUUAAAGGAAAAGCACAAGAAACUUUGGAAGCACUUUUUCUGCAAACUUAGAUGAUCGUCAUGGGCCCACAGGUACCAGGAUAAAGCCAAAUUGGUACCAUCUACUCUUUAGAAGUGUUUUAGUCUAGUCAUUGGAUCAGUGAAAAACAUUAAUAAAACAAGCUUUGUCUGACAACCUCUAGUAUACAUUUACAAAUCUCCUUAUUUUUCCAACUUGGAUCAUUAGGCUUAAGUACUACUUGUUUCAAAUGUGUCAAAAACAAAAAUGGUAACUAGGUUGACAGAUAUUUUGUAUUUUUUCUUUUAAAUUCAGAUCUGCAAUGUAAGUAACAAUGCUUCUGGAAAGCCAGUUAGAAUAUUGAUCAAUUUGGAAAUCUGCCAUCUCACUUUACAAGAGGUUAGAUUCCUUUCCUGUGUGAAGAAAGCCUCAAUGAAACAGGUCUUUGCCAUAACUUGAUGAUUGAGUGCUACAGAAAGCACAAAGAACUGAUUCAUGUUCACCAAUACCUGCUGAGUACCGACCCAGGAAUAUCCAGUGGAUGGAUGGCUACACUGUUUAAUUCAUCAUCCAGAUGGUUCAAAGGUAAAAUGGUUUUCAAAUAAUUUUUGAGAUUGGUUGCAUCACAGCAGGGUACCUGAAAGAGGCUUCUGGGAGUUAGUGAACUAGGUAGAUUGUUUUGUUCACGUAAAGCCACCAUCCACCGUCAACUUAAAUUGUCUUUGUUAUAAAUAAGGUCACUAUGGACUUGCCCUAAAGAUCUUCUGUACUUCCGUGUUCCAUAGGACAAAUGAUAAGUACUACAUACCUCAUCUCUUGGGUUAUUAUUGUAGUCUUGCAUUCAUGAUUAUGAAUUUAAAAAUAAAUGCUAAUUAUGGAAAUAGUACUAAAGGCUUGCUGCGCAUGAAACAUUAUUUUAAUUGGUUUAAAGUCCCUUUAUAAAGAGUGCUACAUGGUUUAGAUAAAGGAAACACAUAACUAUCGAGUUACAGGGGAUUUUAUUAAUUAUAAAAUGCAAUCAAUUUAAAUUACAUAGGUUUAAGACUAGUCCCUUGGAUAAGCCCCAAGCAAAUUUGUCUUCAGAUUAUUAAAAUUAGUGCUGUAAAUCAGGGUGGGCAAUUCAUAGCCUUUCUGAACUGACUGAACUAUAGCUUGCAGUGAAAUGUUCUGCUGAGAUGAGCACCUUACAGAUAUUUUUUUCUAGAAUAUGGUACUGGGUAAUAAAAUCAUCACAAUUUAGGGAAUGGUUAGUGGUUUCUACUGUGGCAAAUGCAAACUAUUGGAAUUCACUUUAUUGAGAAAAAUAUUGUAGAAAAACCCAAACUGAGACUCUAGAUUUUGUUUGACAAUGCGUUUCUGGUAUGAAACAAACUACUGUGACCCUGUACAGGGAGGAAACAGUUCUUUCAGCUGGGUUUUCAGCAUAAAUGGGAACUGAUUGAGAAGGCAGGAUUUAGCCCAGAAGAAUCAGUCGGGUUUCACGAGUGUUCCUGUGUUUAUAUUCAGUCUGUGCAUACAUGUUCUCACGCAUGUCUAACCUGAUUUACCUCUUACCUGUAACCUACUUUAUGUGGUUUUAAAUUGGCAGUCACUCAGCCAUUUCUAAGCAGGUAUAGUACUACCUUUCAGAACUCAUUGGCAAGUAUGAAAAAAAGACUUAAAGAGAACUGAGAACAAAGUCACAUUCUGCAUACUAAUCUAUUUUUUUCUCCCUUUAAGGUGCUAAACUUGCACCUCAUGUCCACUCAAUAACAAGUAUUGUGGCAUAGAGCACAGCCUUACUCAGCUCUGAAAGGUAAUACUGCCUGUGAGGAAGUGAGCCAGCAGUGGCCUUUGCAGUUGUGGAUCUUGAGCUCUGCUCUCAGCAGACUUCAAGUGUAACCAUUUGUUAACUGUACUGAAGGCGUGUCCUUAAGAAAGUGUUCAAAUUAAAAAAGCUGCUGCCGAGUA